GUGACGUACUGAUUUGCACUAUUGUACAAAAUCGACCGCCUGCUAUAUUUUCUGUUCUUUGGAUAGGUUAAUCGCUCAGUGGUGAAAACAAACGGCCGUCUGUUGGAUUGAACGCUACUAUAAAUAGUCCGUUUGCAGGUUUAAAAUAGGGCGCGAGAUCGCAUGCGUGAGCCGGGGAAAGUUUUGAGGACCUCUACGUGUACUUUCGAUGAAUAUUCGUCCGUUCGGAAAGAUGAUGUGAACUCGUCAAGUCGGCUUUCGUGAGGGAUUAAUAAUCUGCCAGCGUUCUGGCGUUCGAGUGUUUGGAGGAAUGGAAUUCAAAGGUCUGAGGAGCAAAGUUGAAAGCGGGAUCGUUUGACUCAAGUUUGGAUCCUCCCUGACAUGCUCCUAGCCAUGGUGACUAAAGUAUCUUUCCGGCUUUCUGAAUGAACUCGUUGUGCAAUGGGGACUCAGAGAAACGGCUUCAGCAAACGAGAGAGCUUCAUUCUCUCUGUUGAUGUGGGAACAACCUCCAUCAGGUGCCAUGUGUACGAUAAGAGCGCCAGUAUCAGGGGAUCCUGCUCCACGAAGGUGUCCUUACUUUAUCCCCGGCCUGGAUGGGUAGAGAUUGACCCUGAGGAUCUGUGGAAAGGGUUUGUGACUGUAGUCAAAGGAGCAGUUCAAGACUCAGGCUUACGGAUGUGCCAAAUGGAAAGCCUUGGCAUUUCAACUCAGAGGGCGACGUUCAUAACGUGGGACAGAAACACGGGACGACCCUUUCACAAUUUCAUCACCUGGCAGGAUUUGAGGGCAGCCGAUUUGGUGAGAUCGUGGAACAGGUCCUGCACUAUGAAGACAGUGCACGGAGUGAUGAAGGUGCUGCACUUUCUCAGCAGGCAGAAGCGCUUCCUUGCAGCCAGCCUGGUAGUUUUUACCACCCAGCAUGUGUCACUGCGUCUUGUCUGGGCCUUGAACAAUAUCCCUCAGUUGCGGCAGGCAGUUGAAGAUGGCUCCUGUUAUUUUGGGACUAUAGACACCUGGCUGCUGUACAAACUGACUAAAGGACUGGUUCAUGCUACUGAUUACUCUAAUGCCAGCGCAACCGCAAUAUUUGAUUCCUAUCAGAUGUGCUGGAGUGGGUUUAUUUGCUCACUCCUUUCUAUACCUCCUUCCAUCCUCCCCAGUGUGCAGGACACCAGUCAUAAAUUUGGCACGUGUGAUCCUUCCGUAUUCGGGGUACCCAUCCCGAUCAUGUCUGUUAUGGCGGACCAACAAGCGGCCAUGUUUGGAGAAUGCUGCUUUGACGUUGGUGAUGUGAAAAUUACUAUGGGCACAGGGACCUUCAUGGACAUCAAUACAGGAAACAAACCGCACACGUCUGUAGCAGGCCUUUAUCCGCUGGUGGGCUGGAAAAUCGGUGCUGAUGUUGUGUAUCUGGCUGAAGGUAAUGCUGCUGGAACAGGUGCUGCCAUAAAAUGGGCCCAGGAUCUAGAGUUCUUUUCUGAUGUAAAGGAAACUGAAGCUAUAGCCACUAGCGUGGAAGACUCGGAUGGAGUGUAUUUUGUGCCAUCCUUUAGUGGCUUACAGGCCCCUCUGAACGAUCCCAAAGCUUGUGCCUCUUUCAUGGGCUUAAAACCUUCCACGACCAAGAGCCAUCUUGUUCGAGCCAUUCUGGAGUCUAUAGCGUUCAGGAACAAGCAGCUCUUUGAAGUCAUGCUUCGAGAAACCCGGAUUCCCAUCACUAAAAUCAGGGCGGAUGGAGGUGUGUGCACCAAUAAUUUCAUCAUGCAACUCACAGCUGAUCUGUUGGGGCAUAAGAUAGAACGUCCAAACCACUUUGACAUGUCCUGCCUUGGAGCUGCUUUUGUCGCAGGACUAGGAACAGGCUACUGGAGGAGCCAAGAAGAGCUGAAGAAGCUUUUGACUACUGACCAACAUUUCCUUCCCCGAAGGAGUAAAGCAGAUUUUGACAGGGGCGGCUCAUACAGAGGUGUACUGCAGAGCUGGGAGAGGGCUCUUCAGCGCUCUAUGCACUGGUACAGCCAGCCCUGAUUUACCAGAGUACACUGAUUACACUUUACUGCUGUCAACGGGUUUAGGGCAGUUCUCUCUGCCACUGAGAAAAAAAAAAACACUCGAACGGUAUGACUUCCAAUCUGGAUUCGUAAACCCGCAUAUCAAAGGUUAGUUACAGUUUUGCCAAAUCACGGGGGAUUUUACAGAUUUACAACUUGUUUGCGUAAACCAAAAUCACUCGGUUGUGAAUCUAGUGGUAUUAUGAUGACGAAGCGGCAAUUUCUACUAGUAGUAUUACGAUUUUGCCAAUCGAUAAUUUUGUCAUUAGGUACUAAAAAACAAUCCGUGCCUUAACCCUGCUGUUUUAUUUUAUUUUUUGUUAGUUUUUUAUACGAACAAAUAAAUUUCUUGUUGUGUGCCUUUUAUUGAGGUGCUUUUGUGCAAGAGAUUCUCAGUGAGGUGCCUCGGUUACUCGUCUCCCAAUGGAUGAAAUUUCCCCCCCGGAUGACUUUUGUAAUUAUAUGCAAUUUGUGUUGUUUACAUAAAUGGGAGUAAGUGACUUACUGCUCUUUAUUUUUAUCAUACACUGAGUUAACACACAGUGCAUCUAUUUUAGUGAACGGUAAUUUAUACAAGCUGUUGUAAUUUUCAUGUAAUUUUAGCAAAUAUUUUCUAAUAGUCUUGGCAUUAUGUGGGUUUUUUUUUUUUUAAAUGUUUAUCUUAUCAAAUGUACCUCGUAAUACAAAGAGAAUGCUGCAAACGUGGAAAAUUUGUUACCUGAAGGACUACAUGUCCUAAUGUGUUUCUUCUUCAGCUUUAUGGAUCCAACCUGCUAUACUUGUUUAUAUACAAAACUGUAGCUGUGUCACAGAUCGUCACUUUGUACUAUCAACAGCGGCUAAUAAUAGCAUUGAACUAUUGAAAAAAUGAGUAACAGUGAAACUGUACAUGGUAAUAUCCUAGGCUUUUAUCAGGAUCUUAAAGAAAAAAUACGUAGAGGAUAUUUGUAAAGAUAAAUGCCUUAAUAGUUUGUCUGAAAAAAAAACUGACUGUGCCAUGUUUCGUGUCUGUAUGUGCAAUUUAGUUGUUCUAAUAAAUUUUCAUUAUGCCA
Puntigrus tetrazona (Sumatra barb) is the source of this 3106-nucleotide messenger RNA. RefSeq names its product glycerol kinase 5 (gene gk5). The record is from RefSeq and is a predicted model, not a curated record. NCBI's taxonomy places the organism in Eukaryota, Metazoa, Chordata, Actinopteri, Cypriniformes, Cyprinidae. The transcript has 16 exons. Gene Ontology annotation, biological process: glycerol metabolic process; triglyceride metabolic process; glycerol-3-phosphate biosynthetic process. Gene Ontology annotation, molecular function: glycerol kinase activity. Bases 442 to 2031 code for a protein of 529 amino acids. Gene Ontology annotation, cellular component: mitochondrion.